Molecule: messenger RNA, 2376 nt
Organism: Antechinus flavipes (yellow-footed antechinus)
Lineage: Eukaryota; Metazoa; Chordata; Mammalia; Dasyuromorphia; Dasyuridae
Gene: ERGIC3
Product: ERGIC and golgi 3
Exons: 14
Coding region: 16-1182 (388 amino acids)
Biological process (GO): endoplasmic reticulum to Golgi vesicle-mediated transport; retrograde vesicle-mediated transport, Golgi to endoplasmic reticulum
Cellular component (GO): COPII-coated ER to Golgi transport vesicle; endoplasmic reticulum; endoplasmic reticulum membrane
Source: RefSeq, a predicted model, not a curated record
UUCCGGCAGGUCCCCAUGGAGGCGCUGGGGAAGCUGAAACAGUUCGAUGCCUACCCAAAGACUCUGGAGGACUUCCGGGUCAAGACAUGCGGUGGGGCCACAGUGACCAUCAUCAGCGGUCUCCUAAUGCUGCUGCUCUUCCUGUCCGAACUGCAGUAUUACCUUACCGCGGAGGUUCAUCCUGAACUCUAUGUGGACAAGUCCCGGGGGGACAAACUGAAGAUCAAUAUUGAUAUUUUCUUCCCGCAUAUGCCCUGUGCAUAUCUGAGUAUUGAUGCCAUGGAUGUAGCUGGGGAACAGCAGUUGGACGUGGAACACAAUUUAUACAAACAGCGUUUGGACAAGGAUGGCCACCCUGUAACCACAGAAGCUGAGCGCCAUGAGCUGGGGAAAGAGGAGGAAAAGGUCUUUGACCCCAGCUCCUUGGAUCCUGAGCGCUGUGAGAGCUGCUAUGGUGCCGAGUCUGUGGAUAGCAAAUGUUGUAACACAUGUGAAGAUGUUCGGGAAGCAUACCGGCGCAAGGGUUGGGCUUUCAAGAACCCAGACACCAUUGAACAGUGUCGACGUGAAGGCUUCAGCCAAAAGAUGCAAGAACAGAAGAAUGAAGGCUGCCAGGUCUAUGGCUUCCUAGAAGUCAACAAGGUGGCCGGGAACUUUCACUUUGCUCCUGGGAAGAGUUUCCAACAAUCUCAUGUGCAUGUUCAUGCUGUAGAGAUUCACGACCUGCAGAGCUUUGGACUAGACAAUAUCAAUAUGACUCACUACAUACGACGUCUGUCUUUUGGGGAAGAUUAUCCAGGAAUUGUGAACCCUCUAGAUGAUACCAACAUCACUGCUCCCCAAGCUUCCAUGAUGUUCCAGUACUUUGUGAAGGUAGUGCCCACAGUAUACAUGAAAGUAAAUGGGGAGGUGCUGAGGUCAAAUCAGUUCUCUGUGACAAGACAUGAGAAAGUUGCCAAUGGGCUGAUUGGAGACCAGGGGCUUCCUGGAGUCUUUGUGCUAUAUGAGCUCUCGCCCAUGAUGGUCAAACUGACAGAAAAGCACAGAUCCUUCACCCACUUCCUCACUGGUGUCUGCGCCAUCAUUGGAGGCAUGUUCACAGUUGCUGGACUCAUCGAUUCUCUGAUCUAUCACUCUGCUCGGGCCAUCCAGAAGAAAAUCGAAUUAGGGAAGACAACAUAGUCACAGGAGCUGCAUGCCCAACCCAACCCUGUCUUAUUCGGGUCUAUCUGUCUCCCAGCUCCUCCCAACUUCUUCAGGCCCUGUCCCUCAUGAAUGCUAUUCUGCAACAUAUAAGACCUUCUCUGUCCUCCUGACCCCACCCCACUCCCAAGAGUUGGUAAAAUUGUGUAUUGUGAUGGUAUUGAGGUCUAAGUGUGUCUCCUGCUCACUCCUCCCUCUCCUUCCCCCCAAAAUCCUUUGCUUCAACUCUCAUGCUCCUUGUGUCUCAAAGGACAGUUCCUCCUGGUCUUUCCUGUUAUAUUCUCACUUAAGCAAGCUCCUUCCUAUACUGGAAUCACCUGCCAGGAGUCAAGAGCAAAGUGAACCCCUUUCCAGAGAUGCUGGUCUCUCAAAUUUCACCUCCCUGGCUCUUCCUAGAGGCUGAUGGAGGCACUGAGCUUGGAAGAGAAGCUGAGCCAGCUACCAGUAUGGGGCAUUAUCAAGGAGUAGUAACGUUUUGCUUUUGAUCACACCUGGAUUAGGAGGAUUCAAGAGGAUAGCCUUCCCUCAGGAAAUGUCCACCCUUAUUCUUUCACGGAGUGUUUAUGGGAUGGGAAGCAGCAGCCACAGGAAGCCAAGGAAGUAAAAAGCUCCAGGUUUCUGUCCCCAAAGUCAAACCCCUUUUCCGUCUUAUGUUCUGCCUCAGACUGGGAUGGAAGCUGAGAAGAAGGGAAAGUAAAAGGAAAAACAAUGCAAAUUCCCAUGGCUUCUUGGGGUUGAAAGGAAGAAUUUCUGACUUUUUGCUAUCCCUAAUGCUAGUUGGGUUCCAUCUGUGCCUUAGUCACAGUGCAAACAUUGUCACCUCAACCCUCCAUUGACUUCUCUAAGAUUUCUGUUCACCUGCAUAAAGUCCACUUCCCAGCAGAACUGGGAAAUCAAACUUUCCCAGAGAAAAGUAUGAAAUGGACAAAAGACAUUGCAAAGGCGGCUGUUGUGUAUAUACCUGAGAGGCAAUGCUGUCUAGUCCCAGCACAGAGUGAAUGAGGAACAAGGGGAUUGAUGACCAUAAAGUGGUACAACUUUUUAGACCCUCCUGAGUCGACAGUCUCAAAGAUAUGGACUUAAUCUUUAAUCUUCAACUUGUUUGGUUGAAAAUUAAUUUCCCAAAUAUCAGACACCAAAUUGUGUUCAAAAUAAAAUAGAAAUGAUUUUUAA